This is a messenger RNA of Alexandromys fortis (reed vole), 1200 nucleotides long. Its product is annotated as claudin-22. The coding region runs from base 372 to 1034 and encodes 220 amino acids. The record is from RefSeq and is a predicted model, not a curated record. Gene Ontology annotation, molecular function: structural molecule activity. Gene Ontology annotation, cellular component: bicellular tight junction; plasma membrane. NCBI's taxonomy places the organism in Eukaryota, Metazoa, Chordata, Mammalia, Rodentia, Cricetidae. Gene Ontology annotation, biological process: bicellular tight junction assembly; cell adhesion. The transcript has a single exon.
CAUUUAGACUUAAUUCUCCGGCUUGUUAGGAGCGUUGGGAAUGUGAAAGCCAGGUAAACCUUCACAAUGAAAGGGUUAGCACAACUUGACCUCAGAGGCUCCCUGACAAAGUGCUCUGCACAAACUUCAGCCCACAGGACACAAACACAGCCCCGGGCCACACCUUAGCAUUGCUGGUUCCUAGCAGUGUUUCCCUGUCCUCUUCUGAAACCUUUUCAACAUGGACUCAAACAAUAGUAGACCUGGCAGGCAGCCUCCUAUACACACAAUGCAAAACUAUGUCUAAGCUCUGCAAGAGCUAAGUGUCACACUUUUUUUUACAGCAAGCGCGGGGCAGGAGUCGGGCUGGCUCAGGCUCGCGGGACGUUCUAAUGGGCUUGGUUUUCCGGAAAGCCACGCAGUCCGCUGCACUUCUGCUAGCCCUGCUGGGAUGGGUUUUAGCCUGCCUCACCAACUACUUGCCCCACUGGAAGAAUCUCAACCUGGACCUGAACGAGAUGGAAAACUGGACCAUGGGGCUCUGGAAAGCCUGCGUCAUCCAGGAGGAAGUGGGGAGGCAAUGCAAGGACUUUGACUCCUUCCUGGCCUUGCCAGCUGAACUCCAGAUCUCCAGGAUCCUGAUGUCUCUGUCGAAUGGACUGGGGCUGCUGGGGCUGCUGGGCUCUGGCUGUGGCCUGGACUGCUGGAGGCUCGGAGAGAGCCAGAAGGGUCUGAAGAGGCGGCUGCUCAUCUUGGGAGGGCUCCUGCUCUGGACUUCGGGCGUGCUGGUCCUGGUUCCUGUCUCCUGGGUGGCCCACGUGACGGUUCAGGAGUUCUGGGAUGAGACCCUGCCUGAAAUUGUGCCCAGGUGGGAGUUUGGGGAGGCCCUUUUCCUUGGCUGGUUUGCUGGCUUCUGCCUGGUGCUGGGAGGGUGCCUGCUCCACUGUGCAGCCUGCUGGAGCCCGGCUGCCCCCGCCUUGGGCCACUAUGCAGUGGCAGGAUUGCAAGACCACUGUCAGCAGCUGGAGCUGAAACACGCCAGCUCAGAAAUCUAAGCCAAGUGGAUCAGUGGCCUUUCUACUCUUCAGCAGGUGCUCGCUCCAGCCGGACUUGGUAGGAUCUCCUGCUAAAAUCACCCCUACUCAGUGUGAUUUUGAGUUUCCCAAAUGCAUACUUCCUUUCUGUGACUAUUAACUUCUAAAUACAAGUUUCUUUCUACAA